GUAGCCCUGCAGCACUUUGUCAGCUGCGUGUGGACGAUGAGAUCAUUGCUAUCAACGGCACAAAGGUCUCAUGUAUGGACUACAGUCAGUGGGAGGAAGCCAUCGACAGAGCACUAGAAACUGGAAACCUGGUUCUGGAUGUCAGACGAUAUGGGAAGAAUGACUGGGGCAAAGACCAGCCUUCCCUGCCACAUGUAAAGCAUAAAAUCCUCAAUCUCACCAGUAUGGCUACCAACAUUAUAGGUACAUCUGAAAAUAAAUGGAUUGACGCAACUUCUGGAGAACACGUUUCAAAUGUUUCUGCUGCAUCAACAAAAAGAGAUUUCUCCAGCAGCCUUCAGAGUUCUGAUACAGAAACAAAAUUGAUAAACGGAAUGCAAGGAGAUCUUGGCUCUAAUGAACAAAGAGCAUCUGAACCUAUUUCUUUGAAAAACCUAAAAAGACGAUCACAAUUUUUUGAGCAAGGGGGCCCAGAGCCUGCAAUGCCUGAUCUCCCAGUCCCAUCCAUUAGUGCUCCUAGUCGUCGGGUUUGGGAUCAAGAGGAAGAACGAAAGCGACAGGAAAAAUGGCAAAAGGAGCAGGACCGUUUAUUGCAGGAGAAAUACAAACGGGAACAAGAAAAGCUAAGGGAAGAAUGGCUACGAGCUAAGCAAGAAGCAGAAAAAGAGAGCUCCAAGUAUUUUGAUGAGGAGCAAACUGCCCUAACCUUGAACGCGACGUCUGUCCCGGCACGGGCUCCAUCUGUGUCCAGCUGGAGAGCAAGCCCUGAAGUGACUGUUCCUGAGCAGGCAGAAGACGGAGGAAGUGAGCUGGCGGCGCGCUUGCUGCACGAGGAAGAAGAGGGGAGGAGGCUUCAGGAGGAACAGAGGGUCCAGGAAGAAGCAGCCCAGCGUUUUGAGCAAGAAAGGGAACUCCACGAGCUGGAACUUGAGAGACAGCGUGAAGAGAGGGAGCAGCAGCAUGCUGAGGAGCAGCGGCGGCUGGCUGAGCUGGAGGAGCAGAGGCGGCAGGCUGAAAGGCAGAGGGAGGUGUCGGUGGAAGCACCUCAGUACCAAAGACAUUAUGAGCGCUACGAAGUAUCUAAAACAAUAGAAGAGCGAGCUGGUCAUCCUCUCAUUGACAGACAUUAUGAGCGUUAUGAAGUUUCCAAAACCACUGAGGAACAGCCUGGCCAGUCAUUUGCUGACAGGAAUAAGUCCAAGUCAACUUCAGAACUGAAUGAAUUCAACACAAUCAGAAAUGGUACCCAGAGCAAGUAUUCAGAAAGGUCCUGGCACACAAGUGAGUCACAAAAGAAGUCUCAGAAGGAGCACAACAUGUCUGCAGCAGAGUUGGAGAGACAGCAAAUCCUUCAGGAAAUGAGAAAGAAAACAUCUCUGCACACAGACAGCAGCUGGAUUAGGCAGCGCAGUUCCAGUAUACAUAAGGAGCCUGUUAGCCUCUAUGGCAACAGUAUGAGGAGAGGGGAGUCCUUGGACAAUCUUGAUUCUUCAAGAACAAGCUCAUGGAGGCAUCACUCGUGGCUGAAUCAGUCUGCCUCCUCUUCAUCUCUGUCCUCUAGUCAAGAUUUCAGUCGCCCGGUGUCCACUUCCAACCGAGCCUACAUGUGCACUCCUUCCUCCAGCAAAGCACCUCCCCUGGCCACCUCUGCGAGAGCCCCCUCUGUGUCCCAGCCAGUCCCCCGGGCCCAGUCUCCCCUCUCUGCUUCCCAGCCAGGGUCCCAGGCACGCAGCAGGUCAGUCAGUGGGAAGAAAAUCUGUUCGUACUGUAAUAGCGUUCUGGGCAAAGGAGCAGCCAUGAUCAUUGAAUCUCUUGGUCUUUGUUAUCAUUUACAGUGCUUUAAGUGCGUUGCCUGUGGGUGCGACCUUGGGGGAUCCCGCUCCGGAGCCGAAGUUAGGAUCCGAAACAACAAACUCUUCUGCAACGACUGCUAUAUCAGAUUUAAAACUGGACAACCAACCUCCAUGUGAAGCAAAUGAAGAUAUGAAACCACUGUUGCAGAUAAAAGAAGAGGUGAUUGCUGCUGAUGUAGAUCUAUAAAUAUAUAUAUUGUGUGUGUGUGUUUUUUCUAAGAGUAACUCUUGCUUGUCUAGUCUUCAUAGCAACUCAUUGUAUUCUUCAUAUAACUUUAUUUAUAAGAAAGUAACUGCAGUAAGGAAAUAUCUGGGGAAAAUGCUUUCACUUUUUCACCUUCAAGUACUGAGAGCACAAGGGAGAAUAAGUAUAUUUUCAGUAAUAACUUCAAAAUAUUUUUGAGGCUUAUAAUCAACUAGUUGACUUUCCAGUAGUUUAUGAAGAGGGUAUUUCGUUUCUAAGCUCUUGGAUGAGCGUUAGAGAAAUAGCUAAUAUAAAUAUAUAUUUGCAAUUGCUGUCUUUAUUUUUGACAUAUACUGAAAGUGAAUUCUCUAGGUUAAUAUGAAGCUGCAUUUAAAUGCACACAAAUGUGUUUGCUUUCCAUAUACUGGUUUCUGAAAUUAUGUGCUUUUUUGAAACUUCAAUACAAAGAAUAAUCUGUUUUCUCAGUGGGGUUGGCAUAAUAUUCUGUGGAAUCCAUUUAAGGGGAAGAGUUCUCUGUUCCCCAUUGGAAAAUGUAACUAUCACUUUUUCCUCCACAAACUGAGCGGAGAAUGGUUGUUGAAUUACAGUAUAUUUGUAAAUAAAAUUUCUGAUGUUGCAUUUA
Messenger RNA from Merops nubicus (carmine bee-eater), 2680 nucleotides. Its product is annotated as LIM domain only protein 7-like. The transcript is spliced from 16 exons. The annotation marks the transcript as partial. Lineage: Eukaryota; Metazoa; Chordata; Aves; Coraciiformes; Meropidae. The record is from RefSeq and is a predicted model, not a curated record. Gene Ontology annotation, molecular function: protein binding. Gene Ontology annotation, biological process: regulation of cell adhesion; regulation of signaling.